Molecule: messenger RNA, 1263 nt
Organism: Syngnathoides biaculeatus (alligator pipefish)
Lineage: Eukaryota; Metazoa; Chordata; Actinopteri; Syngnathiformes; Syngnathidae
Product: microtubule-associated protein 4-like
Exons: 6
Coding region: 13-1263 (416 amino acids)
Source: RefSeq, a predicted model, not a curated record
UUAUUCUGGGCAAUGCGUGGAGAUAAACAUCGAGGGGCAAUGGAGGUAAAUGUCAGUUCCUUUGGAUGGGUGUUAUUUCAACAAGUUCGUUCGAAGACUAUGGACCUGAGCCUGCGUGAUGCUCUGGGUGGAGGCGGAGGCGGAGUCCCAGGUGGCACCCCGGCUGAGGCUAUACUGAAGAGAGACUUCAUGAGUGCGCUGGAGAAAGAGAGCUAUGACAACAAGGUGGGAGAGACAAUGACCAAGAGUGACUACCGACCUUUGCUGGAUGGAAAGGACGCCAAAAUUGGUGUUGGGAUGACCUCAUCAGUGAAUUUACCAGGUGGACGCCAGGACCCACCUGGCCAGCCAGCAUUCACUUCUGACUACCUGUCUGGGUUCUCUCAGUCUGCAAUGAGUGGGAAUAUGGGUUCCACCAUCCCACCAUUCCAGACGAAUGUGAACUCCACUCUCGGCCAGAUGGGGAUGGGAAAACCGGCAGAUACACAGAAAACCUCUGGUCCCUUUGGUCCAGAGCCUCAAAACAUCAGUAUUACCAGUGGCAACAACCCCUUCAAACCAAGUGAUCCAUUUCCUUCUGGUGGUCCAGGAGUCCAUUCUUUGGACCGCAGCCCAGCUCCGACCCUUUCUCCCAGCGGCUCACUGGAUGACAGCAGCCCCACUUCCUCCACUUCUGAUCCCCUCAGCCCUGAGCGAUCGGCGUGCGAGGCUGGCAAGCAGCAGCAGAGGCGGAAGAAAAAGAAGAGGAAGGGGUGUGGCGAUGUGUACAGCUUCUUGGAUAGUCAAGAGAAUAAUGGCUAUUCUGACAAACAUGGCUCGCAGGAUAAGGGUGAGCAGGAGGUCGAGAAGGAUGAUGAGGAAGACAACUGGGAGUGGGAAAUCCGUGAGAGUGGAGCAGGGGGUAGAGUGAAAGGCAAGAAGUUGAAGAGUCGGGCAAGACUUCCAAAAGAGUGGGGCGCACCCCAGCAACCAGCGUUUCACAUUCCAUCUGCAGUUGUUCCUACUUCUGCUUCAGCAACUGAUUUUGACCCUACAGACUCCAAUGCUCUAAAGUCUGGCCCCAGUCAAGGUUUCCCUGCGUCCAUGCAAAUACCGACAAGUCUGACCAACCGCUUCCAUGAUAUCUCUGCAGCAGACUCUUCUCCCCACUCCUCAGAGCCCAUGUGUGUCGAUAUCAGCCCUGUGUCUAUAAAUGUGACCAGCAAACCUCAACCUAUUAGUUCAACUGGCAACACUAGCAACAAGAGCCAAAUGCUUGUAUAG